This is a messenger RNA of Stegostoma tigrinum, 4541 nucleotides long. Its product is annotated as homeobox protein Hox-A9. Lineage: Eukaryota; Metazoa; Chordata; Chondrichthyes; Orectolobiformes; Stegostomatidae. The transcript has 3 exons. The record is from RefSeq and is a predicted model, not a curated record. The coding region runs from base 2572 to 3354 and encodes 260 amino acids. Gene Ontology annotation, biological process: DNA-templated transcription; anterior/posterior pattern specification; embryonic skeletal system morphogenesis. Gene Ontology annotation, cellular component: nucleus. Gene Ontology annotation, molecular function: RNA polymerase II cis-regulatory region sequence-specific DNA binding; DNA-binding transcription factor activity, RNA polymerase II-specific.
UGUUGGGGCUCAAGUCUAUCUCUACAACACGAAACUGCCUGAAUUACUGCAGUUAUCCUCUUCGCCAGUGAGUUCUGUCGCUGGUUUGGAAAGAAACCGCAGUUAUUUAAUAAUCACGUAGUUGUGAAAUGUUUUGAUUUCCUAAGGCGAACAGUGAAAUGGCAUGUUUUCUGUCAACAAUAACGAUGUUUUUUAAAAAAAAAUGAAUAGCAAAUGUUUUUUUUCCGAGAGACCGUUUUCAAACUGGUACAACUUUGUAUAUUAUUUUGCGAAGAGCAGCCUUCUAAUACUCUGCCGUGCAAACAUUGAAUCAUUCUUCCUUAACCUUGUGUUAAUUGGAAUUUAAUGAAUGUAACGUAAUACAUUAGAUUUGCUUCUUUUUCUCGAAGAACGAUCAAGUUCACGUUUAAAUUAAAUAUGAUCAAUUUCAGAUUUCCUGGCAGUGUAUAUACGCUGCUGAAUGAUUAUUUUAAAACACUGAUGCAGGUCGGCACAAUACUACUGCAAAUAACUGCAAUUUCAUCUACACAUCGGCGUAAUCGAUGCAUUGUAGAUUUCGUCUUUUGUCAGUGAUGAAUAUUUCAUGAUAAUUUCAUAUCCUCUAAAUGGAGCAGCUUUAAUACACAACUGAUCCUGUACUUCCCCAUGGAAAUCUAAAAUAGAAAAGGAAAGCGCCAAGCGUUUUGGGAUACGCAUUGAGACUUAUACAUUCCUCUAUGUGCAAGACAAAGAAAUUACUUGAAAGCACAAGGCCUCGGUUAUGAUCAUUACAUGGCGCCUAGGCGCGUAAAUUUGUGUUGUUCUUCGAAACAGCGACCUCGGCGGAGUGUAGUGGAAGCGCUGCUCGGUCGGCGGCUCCUGCCUCUGCAGGAAACUAGACUAAACACAGAAAGCAGACUUGUCCCAUUAUGUUGGCUGUUUAGACGAGACAAACAGAAGCUUUAAUCUAAGCAAAGCAAGUAAACAAACACUAUGGCUCUCUAUUCUGUUGGUCUAGUGAUUUGAGUUGACCAUCCGAUUGGAAUUACUUAAUUUUCAAUCUAUGAAUCGAGACGAUUGCACAACGUAAACCUUGUCACAGGAAAAAUUCUGUGCUCAUUUAUGAAUGCAACACUAAAUUAAUUUCACAAAACAUAUAUAUAUAUAAUUUAUAUAAAUAUGGAUUGUCGUCUUGCUACGUUGUACUAAGUACAGCAGAUUCGCUGUGAGAAUCUUUUAGUGGGAAUUGUUUUUACUUGCAACUUCCUAUAUACCCGUGUAACUGAAAUUACAAUUGUAAAUACUUCACAUUCAAUUCGAACAAAAUAACUAGCACAUUUGCAAUAUUAAAUCAUAUCAUCCUCUUUGUUAGGUAUAUCACUGCAUGCCGUACUGUAGAAGGAUACUUUACGUGAGUUAAAAACAUUUGUCUCGAUUUUUUUUUUCUUCAGCAUAAUACAAAAGGAUAUCUUCUGGAAAAUGUUGGCUAUUGUGCAUUCGAGGCGUGAUGUUAUCCUAAUAUGAUUGCAGAAGCUGAAAGCUGUCUUCGGCAUGGUUUAAAGAUUCACAAAGAAAAAGCACAGUCAAGUUUGUGCUGUUCAAAACAUCACUGCUGACAGUGGCCAGGCCUUUUUUAAAAGGCAGUUCAGCACAGACCUUUAGCCAAAAGCCUUUCCUUUCAUUUGCGGAGUAUUUUAUUUCGAUGCACUUUGGCAAGAAAUCGGAAAUAUUCCUUUAGUUGUUACAUUUUUGGGAAAAUUGUGGAUUGUGGUUUUAUUUAGAUAUUAUUAAUGAAGAACAGCCUUUCUCAAUUUAAACACACAACAAUGUGAGUUCGUGCGUUUCUUUCUUGUUAUGUUUUCACAACUAUAAUGGUAACAUUAAAAAUAUUACACUUUAAGUAUCAUUCAGCAUUCACUAAGAAUUUUAUAGUUUAUCGGUUGCCCGCAAAAUUGUCUCGAGGCUUAUACGAUUUAUUGGCUUUGUAAAAAAGAAAGGAGCCACAGUAGUUUUGUACUUCCCUUUUUAAUCUCAAAUUAGAGGUUUGGCUUUGAAAAGCCGAUGUAUGCGGUCCAUUUGCACAGUUGUAAAUGGAGUAUUUCAUUUCGAAUCAAUGCGGGUGAACCAGAAAGCGUUUCAACCUUUCGUAAGCAACCAACAUCCAACAUAACACUUGGCAUUUGAGAUAUUCGUCAGUCACGAUUUUACUGAAAUUAAACCCUUGAAUGUGGCUACGGGACCAGCUCGGCCAGAUUUGAACCGUCUCGUGCAGAUGCCUGCAGGAUUUGGGCAGUCUUAUUUUAUGUUUUGCACAUACCUUGUAAAUCUUUGCCAAAUUAUACGCUAUACGCCAAUUAGACUCGAAAAUGAUGAAAUCACUUUGAACACGCGUCGUCAUAGCAUUCUCCAAGCCCACAAAUUGGCUUUGCAACUUCACACAGAUGUUAUCUGAACGGAAGUAAAGGCGUCAGCAGUUAAAUUUUAUUCUAAACGAUACAGUGAGAAUGCCAAAAACUUUCACCUAUCGAAUGUGGUCUCUGACUUCAACCGUUCGCUCUGAGCCCAGAGGCGCUUGCGGUGUCAUUGCCGAGAAUGUCGACAUCAGGGACUAUCAGCAAUUAUUAUGUCGACUCUCUUAUCAUGCAUGAGAACGAGGAGCUGCUGUCGUCCAGAUAUGUCUCGGGUCCACUGGCUCAGUCUUCCAGACAGACAGCUCUUGCUGAGCACCCCGACUUCUCCCCAUGUAACUUCCAGUCCAAAGCCAACGUGUUCAGCACCUCUUGGAGCCCCGUUCAUGCGCAGAGCUCUGCCAAUAUGCCCACUGUUUAUCACCCAUACAUGCACCAGGCGCCAAUUGCCGCCGCGCCCGAUGGUAGGUACAUGCGCUCCUGGCUAGAGCCCAUGCCGGGAACCCUGUCUUUCACCGGGUUACCUUCCAGUAGACACUACGGCAUCAAGCCCGAGCCUGUAGCUGCGCGCAGGAGUGACUGCACCACGUUUGAAACACACACGUUAGCCCUCUCAGAUUAUACUUGUGGACCUUCUCCUGUCGACAAACGUGUGAGCGAGGUUUCCUUCACUGAAAAUAAUGGAGAGAUUGAGUCAAACGCAGAUAAGCUACACAUGGAUCCAAAUAACCCUUCUGCCAAUUGGCUGCAUGCAAGAUCUACCAGAAAGAAACGUUGCCCCUACACCAAGCAUCAGACCUUGGAGCUGGAGAAGGAAUUCUUGUUUAAUAUGUACCUCACACGAGACCGCAGAUAUGAGGUUGCCAGAGUCCUUAAUCUCACCGAACGGCAAGUUAAAAUCUGGUUUCAGAACAGGAGGAUGAAGAUGAAAAAAAUCAACAAGGAACGACCUAAAGACGACCGGUGACACGAAUUAGAAUAUUACUGUGUGUGUGUGAAGGAGAAAAAAAAAGACUAAUUCACAAUUACAAUCGAGUUAGGCCCUGCUUCAGAAAGACUAUGUGUACAUUUUGUCAUCCCAUUAGCACAAUUUAUUCUUUUGCCCGUUCUGGACUGCAUUUGGUGGGUAAAAAGACUGAUACACUUGUUAGUUGGGAACCAAAGAGGGGAGACAUUUACGGCAAGGUUAAGUAUGUGGCUACGGAAUCUACCUUACUUUACAUGAAAACUACCUUUUCUUAAUCCACGACUAUUCAGUGUGGACAGUAAUUCAGUAAUACUGUACUCGUUUAAUAUUUACUUGUUUUACAUGCAGCAAACGAGGCUGCUUAUAUACUUGAAUCCUUGUGUCUGUUGUCGUGAUUAUCCCUGUGACUGGGCCUUUGUGCUUGGGCGGUGUCCGAGUCAAGAUCGUGUAAACAAAAAAAGGAAUAUCUCAAUUUAACUCAGGAUGUUUAAUAUAAAGAGAACAGGCUGUUUAGUGCAUAUGAAAUGUUAUUUUCGUGGUGAACUUGGAACAUAUAUUGUAUUAUUUUCACUGUGAAUGAACCUGUAGAAACUCCAGGCUUUCGCUGUCUUUGUGAGACUGAGUAACGGCCUUGCCCGGGGUGCAUGACGAUUGUGUUGUUCUUCAGAAAUUAUAUGAAACUGAUUUGCAUAGAAUGCUAAUAUAAGUUGUAUUUCAAAGAGCAGCGCUGAGCAUAAUGCUACACGAUACUCUUGUCUGUUGUGAGAAAAGCACGAAUAAAGUUCUCAGACACUUUGUAUUUAUCGGUGUUGUGGUGCAAAGAAAAGUGUAAGAUUUGGUUUAAAACUACCUAUAUGUAUAACUAGUAACUACCUAUGUUUUGUGUGUAAAUGUCACCCUUAAAAUUGUUUUGACACAUUUAUGCGAUGGAAUAAGUAAACAAACAACAUUGUCAAUAAAUGUAAUGUGUACAAGUAAAAUGCCUGGGUGCAAUAGAAAUAACAUAUACCGCCAAUGUGUUUUAACUGGGGAGGGGGGCCGUCUUUAAAACUGUAGAGCAACACAUUUACACUUGUGUACACGUUUGAAAUGAUUACCUCGUGUCAUAUUGACCAAACAAUACUGUUUGUAAUGAAAUGUCAUUUUAUUUGUUGUCUAAUAAAAUAUAUGUUUGACUACAUAUAAAA